AUGGCGUCGGGCAUUAGGCGAAAGCCAAUUCCUGCCCCAGUUCCUUACGAUGAUUCUGGUGUUACACGUGGUGUGACGUCCGUCCCCACUCCACCCCCUGAAUAUAACGGCCAUCACAUCCAUGCGUCACCAACGACUUCCGCGCGACCUCUCCCUCGAUAUCCAAGCCAGCCUCAGUUGCGCACUCCGUCUCCUUCGAGAAACCUUCCUCCGUCGUUGACCCCUGGAUCGAAUCAUUCUCUGCCGCGAUAUCCCAGCACUGUCGAUAUUCGUCCCUCAACUGCACACAACCUCCAACCCCCGUUAACGCCUGCCUACAGCCCGCAAACGCCACCAAGAUACCCCAGCAUUCCCGACCUUAGAGCCCCCAAUGUUUCUGAUAGUUCCUAUCGACCAUCGACAUCAAGUGGUCCCUCUCACAUGCAUUCUCAGUAUCCAACCCAACCCGUGCUCUGCUCCUCCAAGUCUUCAAACAACCUCCGUCCGCCAUUAACCUCCACCGUCUCCGCUCAAACGCUGCCUCGAUACCCCAAUCCUGAGACUCUCACACCCAAUCCCUCCAACCCACCUGUCCAACGCGCUGCCACCGAUGUCCUUCCAUCAAGCACACCACCCCGUUCAGCCACAUCUGCGACAUCCGAGCCUUCCGCCGUUCAAAAAGCCUACGGCGAAGCGCGCCAUUUCCUCGGCGGCCUUAUCGCCCACCCCACCGAAUCAACCAAACACUACACCAUCCUCCGGCACUCCCACGGCAUCGUCUUCUACCGCGGCAGCACCACUUCCGUCACGCUCUCCAUUUUCUCCGAUGCCCCCCUUCCCCCCGACCGAACCCUCUGGCUCCAAAGCAAAGGCUGGACCGGCAAGACCGGCAUGCGCACCAAGGCCCUCCUCCGUCUCAACGACGACUGGAUCAACGUGACCCCCACCCUGGCCCUGCACGCCGACCAGGUGCCCCCAGCCGACGAACGCGCCUGGCAGCGCGACAUCGACAAAUUUCGUCGCAAGAACACCUCCAAUAAACUUCGCUCCCAUGUCCUCCGCGAGACCGUCGUCGCCCGCAUCCCUGCCGAAGCGGGGGACGGAUAUUUCCAGCUCGUGCUCUGCGGGCCCAAGAAGAAGGUCCUCUGCGGGAGUCCCGUCUUUCGUGUCCUUUCAACCUCGCUCAGCCCAAGCUCCGUCCGCGGCGCGAGUCUCAGCACUCUGCCACUGGAAAUGGGCGCCAUGGUCCUCGGUCUCUACGCCCAGGCCACAGCCAACAGAGUCAUCGGGCCCGCUGCCGCAGUCAUCCAGUCAAAAGUCGACACCUACUCCCCAAACCCGAUCAAGAAGUACGCCGCCGAAAAGGCCAUCACCGUCAGCGGCGUCGGAAACCACGUCGCCGGCAUGAUCAAAGGGGCGCCAGAAACUGCGAACGCACAACUGCAGGGACAGUUCCAGCCUACCGAAUCACUCGAUUUAGGUCCCCAGGCCCCGUUUCCGAUGGACUUCAAAGCCCGAGGCACUUCAUCCCCAUCCCCCCCUUUAUCGUCGGCAGAAACAACCGACGACCGAUACUCUCUCUCCAAAGUCCCCGAUUCCAUCACCGAUCAUCUUCAAGGUAUCUUCUUCGGCUGGGCCCGGUUCCUCGAUUCCAAGAUUCAGAACCAUCCUCAGCAAUGGUCCCAAGCCAUCAUCUCAAUUCAGUCCCUCGACCCUACCCUCCAAACCCGCGUCAACAUCUCCCAGACCCUCCGCAAAACCGUUUCUCUUCGUCUGUUGGACGUUGAAUACGAUCACCCACCAUCGCCACCUCUUUCACACCCACAAACCCAGCUCCAAACCUAUACGCCCCAAGCACCAACCCAGACACAAACCUCUACCUCUAUUUCAACACCACCACCCCAACAACAAUCCAAAUUACAAAUCCUUAUCCUCGGCUUCCUCCGCCAAAACCUUCCCCCUCCCACCGCAAACACCGAAAAAGACCUCCUCAUAGCCCGCGAACAAGCCACCGAAGCGACCCUGUUAGCUGAAGCCUGCGACGCGACAUAUGCACAAAACAUCCUAGAUCAUCCGGCUUGGGGUCCAGAUGGCAUACCUAGCCUUAGCAAUGGGGAUGGGGUUAGGUCUGGUCCUGGUCCUGGUCCUGGAGGAUAUAAUAACGGGACGUGGAUGGAGAAGACUCGAGGGGGAGUUCAAGGGGCUGUGGCGAAGGGGCAGAAGAUGGUUGAAAAUGUGCCCUUGCAUUGGAUCGGGGUGAGGUCUACGGCGGCGGAGAUCAGGGAUCGGGGGGUUGAAGGGAGGGGGUUUUUUGUUGUGCGGUAG
This is a messenger RNA of Aspergillus melleus, 2304 nucleotides long. RefSeq lists its product as uncharacterized. The transcript has a single exon. The record is from RefSeq and is a predicted model, not a curated record. The coding region runs from base 1 to 2304 and encodes 767 amino acids. NCBI's taxonomy places the organism in Eukaryota, Fungi, Ascomycota, Eurotiomycetes, Eurotiales, Aspergillaceae.